AUGUCUAACGAAAAUCGAAUAAAAACGUUAAGAAGGCUUAUCGGUACCUUGAAAUCGAAAUUAACGCGAGCUGAGAAGUUUCUUCAAAAACCUAUCGAUUCUCUAGACCUUCUCGAAUUAAAGGCUAAAUUAGCUGAUUUAAAUUUGGUUAAAACAAAUUUUGAUGAAAAACAAACCGAAAUGGAUUUAUUAGUGCCCGACAAUGAAAUCGAUAAAGAGUAUAAAAUUAGAGGCGAUUUCGAAGACAAAUUUUCCGCGCUUUGCGCCAAGGCACAGGGACUAAUUAAUAUAAAGACUCCGAUAAUUACGAAUCAGUUAAAUGUACAGUCAAACUCGCGUGAUACGGUCAGUGAAAAUAUUCCGCAAAUUAUGACGCCUGGCUCCAGUUUCAUGCAUCCGAUAAACGAACAAGUAAUAAAUGUUAAAUUACCUGCACUAAAUUUACCAUCUUUUAGCGGUUCUUACGAAAAAUGGCCGGGUUUUAGCGAUGUUUUCAAAUCCUCGGUUCAUAAGGAAAAACGCUACACAGAUGCCCAAAAACUCGUGUAUUUGCGAUCUUGUUUAUCAGAUAAGGCUGCCGAUAAAAUAGAGUCUUUAGAAACUACUGAUGCUAAUUAUCAAGUCGCGUGGAAGAUAUUAGAGAAGUAUUACGAUGAUCCUACUCUAGUUAUUAAUAAUCAUAUCAAAUCUUUCUUUGAAUUACCUAAUUGUCAUAAUGCAUCAGCAUCUUCCCUCGGAGAUCUCUUAAACAAUGUAACGAAACAUCGCGCAUUAGAGGCUUUAAAUAGACCGUUUCUCCAAGCCUUUCCAAUUUAUGCAGUAACUUUAAAAUUAGAUCCUCAAACGCGUUUGAAAUGGAAGGAGCACAUGCAAUCUAACAAUAAUCCAACAAUGGAAGAAUUACUUGAAUUCUUACACUGUCGUGAAAAGGUCUUAGAAGUCAAUAAAGUAGGAAAUAAACACGAUAAACAAGAAAAAAACCUCCCGCGCAAGGAUAAUAAUCCACAACGUAAUUGUAAUCGUCCUAAUCAGCAAUCCAAUGCAAAUCGCGUUGCAUCGUAUCACACUACACACAAACCUCCCUUCUGCAAUGUUUGCAAAGAAUCACAUUUUACAAAAAGCUGUGAAAAAUUGGUAAAUGUAAAUCUAGCUAAACAUUUAGAAAUUGUAAAAAAUCUAAAUUUAUGUACCAAUUGUUUACGAAGCAAUCAUACUGUGGAAAAUUGCAAGUCUGUUCUUUGUAAAACUUGUAAUAAAAAACACCACACCCUUCUGCAUGAAGAUGACAAGAAAAAGGCUCAGGUUAAUUUUGCUAGUUUACACAAUGUAGCGUCUUCUCAAAUUCUAUUAUCAACCGCAAUGAUUCACAUUUUAGAUCGCAAGGGAAACCCACACACAUGUAGGGCUCUUCUUAAUAAUGGUUCACAAGUUCAUUUUAUCACUGAAAAAAUGGCUGCGAAAUUAAAACUGAAACAAUUCGAUCGUGAAAUUCCUCUUGGUGGCGUGAAUCAGAUGAGUUCUUGUAUAAGCAAAAUAACGAGUGCUACUAUUGAAUCGCGGUUAAAUAAAUACAGCACCAACUUGACAUUUUUGAUAUCCCAGUCAAUUAACGAAUAUACUCCAAGUGAAUCAAUAAAUAGGACUGCGUUAAAAUUUCCUCCCAAUAUCCGCUUGGCCGAUCCAGAAUUUCAUAUACCCGGGUCAAUCGAUAUUCUCAUAGGUGCAGAAAUAUUCUUGAAAUUGCUUUGUGUUGGUCAAAUAUCGUUAGUUAAUAACAGUGUCACCUUACAGAAAACUCACUUAGGGUGGAUAUUAGGCGGAAAAAUCCCCGGAUUAGAAAUUUCUAAAGCAGUUACUUGCAAUCUUUCUUUAAAUUUAUUGCACAAUCAAAUAUCAAAAUUCUGGGAAAUCGAAAAUGUACCUAAUGAAAAUGUCUUAUCCAAUGAAGAGAUGAAUUGA
This is a messenger RNA of Leptopilina boulardi, 1959 nucleotides long. RefSeq lists its product as uncharacterized. The transcript has a single exon. The coding region runs from base 1 to 1959 and encodes 652 amino acids. Lineage: Eukaryota; Metazoa; Arthropoda; Insecta; Hymenoptera; Figitidae. The record is from RefSeq and is a predicted model, not a curated record.